AUAUUAGCAGAAUGGUCUGAAAGGGUUCUAAAAUGGGAGCCAACCAGAGUAGCAGAAACAUCACCGUGGUCAACGAUGAGGCCACUGGGGUUAUAAAAAUUUCUGACUCUGUAGUGCAGAGGCUUAAAGGUGAAAUAACAGGAGAGAAUAAAGAAGUGAAAGCUGAACCUGCUGCACCCCCCUCUGCACCUUCUCCACCCCCUGCUCCUGAACCAGCUAAGGAAACUCCUCCAACCCCACCUUCUUCAAUUCCUACUCCUGCUCCGGCUCCAGUUGAACCAUCUACUGAACAAAUACCGCAUCAUGUGUGGCAGAGACCAAUUAUCCAGUAUAUUGAGGAGCCCAGUCUCUCCGCCCUCAAGGUGAAACAGGAAAAGGAGGUCGAGCUCAAGAACCUAGAGGACUACUGGAACCAGAGGCUGGUUAAACAACAGGAGGAGCAUAUUGCAAUGGCUAAAUUAACGGAUGAUGAAUUUAAUAAAAGUUUAAAGAAAGUUGAAACUCUGUUUGCAACAUCAGGAGUACAAGGAGUAUGCAGGGAUGAGAGUGACGCUGUCAGGGAUUGUUAUUCAUCAAAUUCUGGAAAAUCUUUAAGAUGUCGGGACUCUGUGAAUAGUUUUGCUAAGUGUGUCUCCUCUGCUCGCCUGGCCGGUUAAAUCGGCAACGGCUGGACGAUUUAUUCAUCCUUUGACGAUACAGUCACCUUGUAGAAUCGGCCAUAAUGAUAUUCGGCCGUGUUUUAGUCGUAAUAGAAUUUCUGUAGCUCGUCGCGCUUAUUACCGAAUUAAUGUCUUAUUAUUUUCA
This is a messenger RNA of Eurytemora carolleeae, 804 nucleotides long. It is a transcript of the gene Chchd3, whose product is annotated as MICOS complex subunit mic25-a. Gene Ontology annotation, cellular component: MICOS complex. The transcript has 6 exons. NCBI's taxonomy places the organism in Eukaryota, Metazoa, Arthropoda, Copepoda, Calanoida, Temoridae. The record is from RefSeq and is a predicted model, not a curated record. The coding region runs from base 33 to 656 and encodes 207 amino acids. Gene Ontology annotation, biological process: inner mitochondrial membrane organization.